This is a messenger RNA of Pelobates cultripes (western spadefoot toad), 9263 nucleotides long. The record is from the annotation of a GenBank genome assembly. Lineage: Eukaryota; Metazoa; Chordata; Amphibia; Anura; Pelobatidae.
GACUGAAUAGAACCUUUUUUGUUGUUUGUUUCCAGGCUAUUUUGUCAUAUUUCUUCUUUGUUUUGCAGCUUAUUGGCAUUUUUGGAUAGCUGGAUGUAACCAGUGGUAACCUGUAUAUCUGGCAUGUAACUGUAAGCGAAACGUGUAACACUGCAGAAUGGCAGCACAGAAGAUUCGGUCCGCCAAUGCUAAUGGCCUUCCACGCUGCAAGUCUGAGGGCACCCUGAUUGAUUUUAGUAGUGGAAUUCCUGAUCCUAAUUUAAAUGAAGUCAAAAGUAAGUUCGGUUUCAACAUGAUUAAAGCGGAACUGUCCAUGUCCUCCAUUUUAACCUUAACUAAUCGCUAACUAACAGUUAACUAUUGGUUAUGCUAAAAUUCUUUUUUCAUUUGUUCUUUUAUUUUAUUUAAAUUGACAUACAUUUGGCAUUUCUCAUUUCAAUACCUGUGGCAUCCCUAAAAUUGUGAGCAGGACACUGUGUAGUAUUGAAAUACAUUAACAAAUGUUUAUACGCAUCUGCCCUGUCACAGGAACUUACAAUUGACUUUACAUAAAUUAUACCGUGUGUGUAUAUGUGUCUCGCUCUUUCUCGCUCUUUCUCGCUCUUUCUCGCUCUUUCUCGCUCUUUCUCGCUCUUUCUCGCUCUCUCUCGCUCUCUCUCGCUCUCUCUCGCUCUCUCUCGCUCUCUCUCGCUCUCUCUCGCUCUGUCUCGCUCUCUCUCGCUCUUUGUCUCGCUCUCGCUCUGUCUCGCUCUUUGUCUCGCUCUUUGUCUCGCUCUUUGUCUCGCUCUUUGUCUCGCUCUUUGUCUCGCUCUCGCUCUUUGUCUCGCUCUCGCUCUUUGUCUCUCUCUCGCUCUUUGUCUCUCUCUCGCUCUUUGUCGCUCUCGCUCUUUGUCGCUCUCGCUCUUUGUCUCUCUCGCUCUUUGUCUCUCUCGCUCUUUGUCUCUCUCGCUCUCUCUCUCGCUCUCUCUCUCGCUCUCUCGCUCUCGCUCUCGCUCUCUCUCUCGCUCUCUCUCUCGCUCGCUCUCUCUCUCUCUCUCUCUCUCUCUCUCUCGCUCUCUCGCUCUCUCGCUCUCUCGCGCUCUCGCGCUCUCGCGCUCUCGCGCUCUCGCGCUCUCGCUCUCUCGCUCUCUCGCUCUCUCGCUCUCUCGCUCUCUCGCGCUCUCGCGCUCUCGCGCUCUCGCUCUCUCUCUCCCCCCCCGCUCUCCUCCUCUACCCCUUGGUGACUUUGACCAGUUCCAAGGACAUCUGUAAAGUGCACACGGGCCUCUACAUUUAUACAAACAACAGUGCUCUAAAUCCAACCUUCCUCGUCCUCUUUCCUGUGUCUUUCCCAUGUUUUGUGUGUAUCAAACUACCUGAUGACCUAAUUCUCAACAUGCUUGUUUGGUCUCUGUUUAUACAUACACAGUCCUAAGACUACAAUAAACAUACAUGGCUUAAAUGGAAAUUUGUUUUGUAAAAAGAUUGUUAUCCUUAACCGUUGUUAUAUUUUGAGUUCCAGUGUUCUGGUAAAGGGUUAUGUUUGUAUAUGUUUUGUACUUUUCAUUGGGUAUAACUGGCACAACUAAAAUGCACUGGCUGCAAAUGUUUGAAACUUUACCACUACCUGAUAUCUCUUGUUUUCUUUCAUUUAAAUAGAUAAGGUCUUUUGGAUAACUUGAUUUUGUGAAUAAAGCCAUCUUGUGGCCAUUGUAUGAACUAUGCUCUAUAGUGAACACAAUUAGGGCUAUUCACUCACUAAAGUGUGAAUUUCGAAUUUUAGUUCAAAAUCACUGAAUUGAAAAUUUUCUCCUUUCUGGCCUAAAAUCUGAAAAUCACAUUGAAUUUCAGACAUUUCACAAUUUAGUGAAUAGCCCUAAUAGAAUUUAGAUCUUUGCAAUUAAUUUUUUUUUUUUUCUCCCUUUCAACUCUGUAGUAUUGUCGCCGAGCUCCCUGCUCAUUGAUGGCCCUGCAUCCCUAGAGCAUGUGAAAGAAGUGGUGGCUAUCAAAGACUAUUGUCCCAACAAUUUCACCACUCUGAAGUUUUCCAAGGGAGAGCACCUAUAUGUAUUGGAUGCCUCUGGGGGUGAUUGGUGGUAUGCACACAAUACCACAGAGAUGGGAUAUAUCCCUUCUUCUUAUGUGCAGCCCCUUAACUACCGUGACUCCUCCCUCAGUGACAGUGGAAUGAUUGAUGGAUUGCUGGAGAGUGUAGAUGAGGGUGUGAAGGAGCUGGAUCUGCUUGGAGACUGGAAUGAUAUUCACAACCAAAACUCUAACAAAACUUAUCACAACAAUCCCUUUCUGCGACCAUCUAUUUCUAACCCCUUUCUGAAUGGACCAUUGAAUGCCCCCAAAAAUGAAGCUUCUGAUACCAGGAGUUCAGUGGAUUUACUUCUUUUUGAUCCACUUGUUACUUUAAACUCCACAUCUUCGGAAGCUAGCACGGAUAUAUUUAUAGAUUUACAACCUCAAGCCACACACACAGAAGUAAUGAAAGAAUAUGCUCCUGUGAGGAGGGAUAACCCAUUCUUCCGGAGCAAGCGUUCUUACAGCCUCUCCGAGCUGUCCGUCCUCCAGGCCAAAUCUGAUAGUCCGGCCACGGGCAGUUUCUUUGCUGGCCUGAAAUCUCCAGCGCCUGAGCAGUUCCAGAGCAGGGAGGACUUCCGUACUGCGUGGCUCAACCAUCGCAAACUAGCCCGGUCCUGCCAUGAUCUGGACAUGCUGGGUCAGAAUCCUGGUUGGGGUCAGACACAGCCUGUGGAGACCAGCAUUGUCUGCAGGCUGGACAGCUCGGGGGGUGCCGUGCAGCUGCCGGACACAAACAUUAGUAUCCUAGUACCCGAGAGUCAUGUGGCUCCUGCGGAGACCCAACAGAUCUCCAUUAAAGCAUUGCUUGAUCCACCUCUUGAACUAAGUAAUGACAAAUGUACCACAGUCAGCCCUGUGUUGGAAAUUAAGCUUAGUAACCUGGAGGUGCAGAGCCCCCUCACCUUGGAAAUGAAGGUAUCAGUCGAUUUGCCCAAUACAGUGACACAGAAUGUGGUAAAAAUAACCUGCCUGAGGAGUGAUGUUAAGGAAGGGCCCUACACUCUAGUGCCACAGUCAUACAUGUAUGGGGACACAGUCCAAGUGAAGUUAGAAAACCUGGAACCUGUUAUGUACAUGGUUAUGGUAGCUCAAGGACAGCGCAUUGUUUCUCCAUCCACUGUGUGGGACUAUAUUAACAAAAAGGUCACUGUGGGACUUUAUGGCCCCAAACACAUACAUCCUUCAUUUAAAGCUGUAGUGGCAAUAUUUGGUCAUGACUGUGCCCCAAAAACGCUCCUAGUCAGUGAGGUAGGUCAGCAAGUAAGUUUUUCUGCUCCAGUGACCCUUCAGCUAUGGGGGAAGCAGCAGUUUGUUCUCCCCAGACCUCAGGAUUUGAAAAUUUGCCUUUUCUCCAACAUGACAAACUACAGAGUCGAUACUGAAGACCAAGGGAAAAUGGUACGUGGGUUCCAACUUAAAUUGGGCAAGGUGAGCCGGCUUAUUUUCCCCAUCAAUUGCCAAGAUCCAGCACAGUUAUCAGACUUUACUGUCAGAGUGCAAGUUAGAGACGAGUUGGGGAACAUCUUGUCUCAGUUCUGUGUGCAAACUCCUCAACCACCUCCAAAAACUGGGCAAAAAUCCUCAGGGCCUAGAAGGUUCCUUAAGAAAAAAGAGGUUUGCAAGAUUGUACUUUCUCCACUUGCAGUCACUUGUAAGUAUCCAACCUUCCAGACACGCCCAAUAACCAACAUGAAAUAUGGAAAACUCUUGAAAACUGUGGUGAGGCAAAGCAAAAAUCCGUACCUGCUGGAGUACAAGAAAGGAGAUGUAGUCGGUCUCCUAAGUGAGGAGAAGAUCAGGCUAAAGGGGCAACUGUGGACCAAGGAGUGGUACAUUGGAUAUUACCAGGGUAAGGUGGGCCUGAUACAUGUAAAGAAUGUUCUUGUCGUUGGUAAAAUAAAGCCAAGUUACUUCUCUGGAAAUGAACUGACAACAAGCUCUCUGCUGGAGCAGAUUCUUCGCCCCUGCAAGUUCUUAACCUACAUUUAUGCCUCUGUGAGAACUCUCCUUAUGGAAAACAUUGGCAGCUGGCGUGCCUUUGCAGAUGCUCUGGGUUACGGAAGCCGUCCACUAUCUUUUUUUUGCCGGGUGGAGCUAGAGAGCGAGCCAGAAAGGGUGGCAUCUGUACUGGAAAAACUGAAAGAGGAGUGUAAUAAUAAUGAAAGCAAAGAUCGGAAGUCAUUCCAGAAAGAAUUAAUUGGGGUAAGACACCUACUCGUCGUUCAUGUAUGCCAAGUGUUUUGCAGUCUGUUUGUGCUCUAGUUAGUUAUUGUGGGUACGAGGAUUUUGGAACUGUGGUAUUUGUUGAUAAUGAUUGCUCUUUCAGUAUGUGUCUUGUCCUCUAGAAUAGUGAGACGUAAUUGCAAUUUUGUUACAUGCUCCCAUAAAAAUGUCAAUGUCAUGUUUUCCCACCACACCCUUGGUUUAUAGAGCAUCUUUACUAACACAGAAGAAGUGAGACAGUUGGGUUUUUGUUUUGUUUUUUGUUGUUUUUUGUUUUGUAUAUACAUCUCGUCUGACAAGCAUAUAAGUGAGGAAAAACUUAGUUUAAAAGUAAUUUGUGUGCUAUAUUUCAUUAUAGUAGAAACCGGAUGUUCAAAUAAGUUGGAUGGGGAGAGAAGUAUUUAUUUAUUUAUUUAUUACUGAACCGGUCAUGGUGUAGAGCUGAAAUUUCAUCUACACGUUUCAUCCUGGCAAAUGUGUAUAUUUUAAAAGCUUGUGGUCCCUUGCCAUCUGUCAGUCUAUUAUCAGCAUAAAUGGAUGCCAAUGGCAUAGAGGCUGAGAGAGUAGGAGCCCACUGCCAUUCUCCUACUCUGUCAGUGUUUUCUUCCAGCGAGCAACUAUCAUGCUUGUGAAAUAAUAUAGGAACAAUGUCACUCAGCUCAUACACCGGUGCUCUGGCAGUGAAAAAGGAAUUGCUAUGCAUGAGUAGAGUAAAGCAGGACAUGGAGCUAGGCUGCUACUGCUUGUUAUCAGUACAUCUCCAUCUCAACUUGUUGCAAUGAUGCAAAAUGCGUUUGUGAUAUCACACCAAUAUGCUGCAUCAGUUAUAGUACCAGCUUUGAAGGAACUUUGCCGAUUGUAAGUAACAGAAACACAGCUUAAUCCUGGCAGGGACAGGCCACUCUGGCACAUGUGCAUCAUGUGUCUUAAAAUAACCAGUUUAUAUUCUAAGAAUACUAAAAUAUCUAGCUGCCUCUCUGCUGACCAGGAGAGAGGGGGUGUGGUCUUUUUCAUAUGGUGUCUCCGUGGCUUUAUUGAAUGUAAUUUCAUGUUUGCUUGUUCUGUUUUUUAAAAAUAAACUUAACUUGAAAACGGGGGAGCCAAAACAAACAAAUAAAUAAAUAAACUAGCUUCUUUCCAAACAAUAUCAAAUAUGUGUGCAAGUUCUCCUAUUGACCUGAUCAUAAAGGCUGAACUUCUGUGUUAAUUAAAAGUGCCUUAAAGGACCACUAUAGUGCCAGGAAAACAUACUCGUUUUCCUGGCACUAUAGUGCCCUGAGGGUGCCCCCACCCUCAGGGACCCCCUCCCGCCAGGCUCUGGAAGGGGGAAAGGGUUAAAAACGUACCCUUUUCCAGCGCUGGGCGGGGAGCUCUCUGCCUCCUCUCCUCCUCCGUUCCUCCUCCUGGGCUGAAUGCGCACGCGCAGCAAGAGCUGCGCGCGCAUUCAGCCCGUCGCAUAGGAAAGCAUUUACAAUGCUUUCCUAUGGACGCUUGCGUGCUCUCACUGUGAUUUUCACAGUGAGAAGCACGCAAGCGCCUCUAGUGGCUGUCAAUGUGACAGCCACUAGAGGAUUAGGGGGAAGGCUUAACCCAUUCAUAAACAUAGCAGUUUCUCUGAAACUGCUAUGUUUAUAAAAAAAAUGGGUUAACCCUAGAAGGACCUGGCACCCAGACCACUUCAUUAAGCUGAAGUGGUCUGGGUGCCUAGAGUGGUCCUUUAAAUUUUCCAUUUGUGAUUUGCUGAGGCUGUAUGGCAUGUGUGUAUGUGUCUCUAUAUAUCGAUCUCAUUUUUGUUACAUUAAAUUUUACUUACAAUGGCAUUGAGAUAGGUUUAUUAUUUGUGCUUAGAGGCCCCUAUGUAAUUCAUGUUUGGAGGUCCCCUAUCUCAAUACCGUUGUAAAUAAAUGCUUAGAGGUUGAAGUCUGGGAGUAACUGUAAUUUAUUGAAACAUUUCUUUGAACACAGUGUUGUUAAAUUUACCUGUGGACAUGUUUGAAUAGUAAUUGUGACAGAACAAUAGAUAAAUUCGUAUUUACUCGAAUCUAAUGCGCUUUUCAAUUGUUUGAAGAUACUACUAUACGACAUUGUGCUACAGGGAAAAUGUUUAUUGCCAUACACCAUAGUAACAUUGAUAGUAUUUCAAUUUUAGUGUGACAUGCUAAGUCUAUUCUUUCUUAAGCCCUCUUUCAGGAAAAAAUUUCCGGAAUGCAAUUUGCCAGAAAAUUUUGAAUUUCCCCUGCAAAUUUUGAAAACUUUAUAUUUUCAAAAAAGGUGUGCAUUAGAUUGAAGUAAAUACGGUAUACACCAGUCUGUUCUCCAAUGUUAAUUUCAUGUACUCGGGUUUUUCUUUAGGCCUUGCUGAAAAUAGACUGCCAAGGUCUAGUGGUGCGUCUCAUUCAGGAUUUUGUUCUACUUACUACGGCGGUGGAAGUUGCUCAAAGGUGGAGGGAACUAGCCGAGAAGCUUGCAAAGGUGUCCAAACAACAAAUGGAUGGCUAUGAAGCCCCACAUAAAGACCGAAAUGGGGUGCUGGAUAGUGAGGUAAGGGGUGUUUAGAGGAAUGUUUAUAAAUGAGCAGUAAACAAUAGCAUCUAUAAAUAAUUUGUCAGAUGUAGUUACUUGCAGCCUUCUUAGUAAGAUGAAUGUGUCUGGGUGCUUUGGAGAUUAAUUGAUUUUUAAUUUUUUUGUGUAUUUGCAUGUUUUACUUUUAAAACGUAACUGCAACCACCAUGACCACUUCAGUGAUAUGAAGUAGUCCUGUGGUAGGAGUCUGCAUGUGUGCUGUUUGUGCUUGAAACAUACAGAAAAAUCUGCACUUUUGUGCCAGAGGUUAUUUACACCCCCUGCACAUGUGAGUUAGGCAGCCUGGAACCCUAUUCUGGGCUGCCUAAUCUCAAUCCUCUGCACCUUACAAUCACAAUGACACUACAGUAAUUGUGAUUGGCAUAGUGUUAGAAGUCUAUGGGGCAGUCCUGCACUUUUGUGAAACAUUGCACUUUGACAAAAGCUGGGAUUUGUCACCCAACUUGGCGAGAGGCUGCAAGUGCUGAGGUUUGCACAGCAGAUAUUUCAACUAUCAUAGCGGUUUGUGUGAGAGGGUAUCGCUUUCCACAAACUGUAGUUAUCACACUAUCCAUGUGACAGCAGAAGUAGGGGGUGCAGGUUUCAGGUGCUUUCUCAUCCUACUAACCCAGAAUAGUUCUAAAGAAAAAUAAAAUAAAAAUGGUUGUGGUAUAUAAUGCAAAAUUUCUAUGGGCGAAUUCACCAUUACAUCACAUUGCAGUUUUUAUAGAGUGCCCAUUUAAACUGCAUACACACUGAGGAAAAAAAAAAAAGCAAAAUCAUGACCGGUACUGCUUAACCCUCAUAUUCAAGAGCACUUUUAGUGUUUUAUGGAAGGUUUUUUGUUUGUUUUGUAUAAUUUUUGUUUUGGUUUUUUUGUAUGGUGGGUUGUGGUGUAGGGGUUUUAAAAAUGUUUUUUUUUUUUUAUUUGAGUAAUUUCUGCACUAUGUUAUUAUCGUAAAAAAAUGUAUUUAUAGAGAGCAGCUCUGUCAUGAUCCAUUCAUUUUUCACUAAAAUAUUUUUGCCCAUUUUUAAUCUUGUUUACAUAACACUUAGUGCAGUUUGAGUGACACAAAGGGCACAAUGUAUACAAAUAACCAUUUCUCCCCUCUCUGCUUGUCAUGCAGGCCAUGUGGAAGCCAGCUUAUGACUUUCUCUUGACUUGGAGCGCCCAAAUAGGGGACAGUUACCGGGAUGUGAUUCAAGAGCUGCAUAAUGGGCUGGACAAAAUGCGCAAUCCAAUCACCAAGCGAUGGAAACAUCUCACUGGAACUCUAAUCCUUGUGAAUUCCUUGGAAAUUCUUCGAGCCAUGGCAUUUAGCACACACGAAGAGGAGGAUUGCAUCAUUUGAUUGCAGAGCCUAAGAAAGACUGGACAUUCUGCAUUAGCCUCUGAUGUAAAACCUUUUUUUAAGAGUUUUCCAAUGCUUCAAAGAAUGGGAGACAGUUUUGCAUCUACGCUACAAUUCAAACGUUUAACUUUAGUUUCUUCACUGCCAAAGGGUCCAAGAUAAGACUGACCUAGUUCUAUUUGGAACGUCAUUCCUGGAAUCCACUGCACUGGAUGGCAGUAAUCUGCAUAUAUGUAUAGUGUAAAUAAAUGUGGUCAUAGGCCAAAGGCAGGGAGCUGGAUGCAUAAUGUAACCAGUCCUUUCAACAGACUGUUUUGUUUGUGUUUUUUUUUUUUCUUCUUUUUUUCUUUUGGCCUUGAGUUCCUGACAAGCACAAAUAUAUAUAUAUAUAUAUAUAUAUAUAUAUAUAUAUAUAUAUAUAUAUUUUUUUUUUCUUCUUCUUCUUGAGGUAGGAAUAGUGUUUAGCUUCAGUGUGUUACAUUUUUAUAUGACUUUUAUCAAACUAUUUUUAUUUAUCUCUCGACUAACAAACUCGUGUGUGUACAUAAUAGAGAAUAUUUGUUUUAUGUAAGGCCUAUGUGGUUACGCAUAUAACAUUUACAGGACAAUCUGUUACGUGUGCCUGUUUUAAAGCAAUAAUGUGGUCUUGGAAUGGUUUCUCCUGCAGCGUUAUCGAACAUACAAUGCUCUGUAACCAAGCGCCAUAUUCUCCGUUUCCCUCAUAACCGAAUGAGGCCCCUACAUAUCUUUACUUUCCAUGGGGUGCCUGUGUGUUGUCCGUGCCUUAUUCCUGUUCAAUUUGCAUGGCGCACUGACUUUUUUUUCAUGUUAAAGGCAGGCAGGGCUUUUUGCAAACACUCUCGCAGUCUUGUCACCAAAUUAUGUGUAAAGUUUCAAAUGUGCACAUGCAAUGACAAUCAGGCACGCAUGUAACAUAAGAGGAGAAAGAGGGCUUAAUCUGUUUUUCUAUAUUUAAUAUUUUUAUUUCUAAGAAUUGUUUUCUAACUACCUCGCAUCCAUUCACCAUAACAGUCUAAUAAAAGUCUAAGGUCAAAG